Messenger RNA from Protopterus annectens (West African lungfish), 2512 nucleotides. It is a transcript of the gene EIF3B, whose product is annotated as eukaryotic translation initiation factor 3 subunit B. Gene Ontology annotation, cellular component: eukaryotic translation initiation factor 3 complex. Lineage: Eukaryota; Metazoa; Chordata; Ceratodontiformes; Protopteridae. Gene Ontology annotation, molecular function: translation initiation factor binding; translation initiation factor activity; RNA binding. The record is from RefSeq and is a predicted model, not a curated record. Gene Ontology annotation, biological process: translational initiation.
CUCCUUUCUGUGUGGCGCCGGUUCAGGCAUACAUGGCGCGUUGACAUUCUCCUGUGAUACGGUUGCCUGUCGGUUGUUACGUUACUUACUCGAGUACGUUUCUGAGUGCGGAAAUAACAGUGGCGCGCAUGCGGGAAACGGAGGAGGACGAGAUGGCAGCCGGGCUGGAGUUCGAGGAGCCCGAUGUAAGUUUCAGCGACCCGGAGGAUUACGUAGAUGACAUCAGCGACGAGGAACUGCUAAAUGACAUCAUAAGGGAACGACCUCAGGAAGCUGAUGGUAUUGACUCAGUUGUUGUCAUCGAUAAUGUACCGCAGGUUGGACCAGACCGCUUAGAAAAGCUAAAGAAUGUUAUCCACAAAAUUUUUUCUAAGUUUGGGAAAAUUACAAAUGAUUUCUAUCCAGAGCAAGAUGGAAAGACAAAGGGGUACAUUUUUUUGGAGUAUGCCACACCUACACAAGCAAUGGAUGCCGUUAAAGGUGCUGAUGGGUACAAGCUGGACAAGCAGCACACAUUUCGGGUCAACCUCUUUGCUGACUUUGAUAAGUAUACCACCAUUAGUGAUGAGUGGGAAAUUCCAGAAAAACAGCCAUUCAAGGACUUUGGUAACCUGCGGUAUUGGUUAGAGGAUGCUGACUGUCGGGAUCAGUUCAGUGUGAUAUUUGAGUCUGGUGACAGAACGGCCAUUUACUGGAAUGACAUCAAGGAACCUAUCCUAAUUGAGGAACGAGCAGUAUCUUGUCACCUUCAGUCCACUGAUGGAUACAAAAGAUGACCCACAAGCCAUCAUCAUCUGGGACAUCCUGACAGGACAGAAGAAAAGAGGUUUCCACUGUGAGAGCUCUGCCCACUGGCCAAUUUUUAAGUGGAGCCACGAUGGGAAGUAUUUUGCUCGAAUGACACUUGAUACCCUCAGCAUCUACGAAACUCCUUCUAUGGGAUUGUUGGACAAAAAGAGUUUGAAAAUAACAGGAAUCAAGGAUUUCUCAUGGUCUCCUGGUGACAAUAUCAUUGCGUUUUGGGUACCAGAAGAUAAGGAUAUUCCUGCCAAAGUGACCCUUAUGCAGUUCCCAUCUAGGCAGGAAAUCCGAAUCCGAAACUUGUUUAAUGUAGUAGACUGUAAACUGCACUGGCAAAAAAAUGGGGAUUAUCUCUGUGUUAAGGUGGACAGAACACCAAAAGGUACACAGGGAGUAGUAACAAACUUUGAAAUCUUCCGUAUGAGAGAGAAGCAGGUUCCUGUUGACGUGGUGGAAAUGAAAGAAAGCAUUAUAGCAUUUGCAUGGGAACCCAAUGGUAGCAAGUUUGCCGUACUGCAUGGAGAGUCCCCAAGAAUUGCAGCCUCCUUUUACCAUGUCAAGAACAACGGCAAGAUUGAACUCAUCAAAAUGUUUGACAAACAGCAAGCUAACAGUAUCUUCUGGAGCCCUCAGGGACAGUUUGUAGUGCUGGCUGGCCUAAGGAGCAUGAAUGGUGCUCUGGCCUUCGUGGACUCUUCAGAUUGCACCAUGAUGAACUUUGCUGAACAUUACAUGGCCUCUGAUGUAGAGUGGGAUCCUACUGGCCGAUAUGUUGUCACAUCAGUCUCUUGGUGGAGUCACAAGGUGGACAAUGCGUAUUGGUUGUGGACAUUCCAAGGUAGACUGCUACAAAAGAACCCCAAGGAUCGCUUCUGUCAGUUACUUUGGAGACCUCGACCACCAACUUUACUCUCUGCAGAUGAGAUAAAGCAAAUUAAAAAGGACUUGAAGAGGUAUUCCAAGAUUUUUGAGCAAAAGGAUCGCCUGAGCCAGUCUAAAGCUUCAAAGGAACUAAUUGAAAGGAGACGCAAAAUGAUGGAAGAAUUCCGUGAAUAUCGUCAGCGUGCUCUGUCAGUCUUUAUGGAACAGAAACCAUAUCGUCUGGACCUUCGAGGAGGUGUCGACACAGAUGAGCUGGACAGUAAUGUUGAUGACUGGGAAGAGGAAACCAUUGAAUUUUUUGUCAGUGAAGAAAUUAUUCCCCUCAGAGAUGGGGAGUAGUCCCCUACAGUGAAGCACCACCUCAUUUGAAGAAAAAUUCUGCACCAGUACUGCCUCUGUAUAUUCUGGAUUUAUUUUUGAGAUACUGAAUGCCCAGUGUUUUCCUUUUCGAAGGUCAUCAUAAUAGUGCCUUGUAACCGUGUGAUCUGCAUCGCAGCUGAGACGGAAGAAAAUUUGAAAAGCACUGUUACUGUUAUCUCCGAACACUGACUGCGAGACAUUGCUGAAGAUUUGAGAAGUGGCUAUUAGCCUUUGCAGCAGUGGACAUCAUUUUAUGCACAGCUAAGGCACACAGGAUGUUCCUGUAUGUGUCUUGUUGCUUUUAUGCCCCCAUUCCUUGGGCAAGUAAAUUUUAUGUACAGGGAAAUGAAAGUCCUAAAAUGUGGUCUCCGAUUCUGUAUCCUAGUGUGCUGAUACGGCACUACAACGGACUUUUUCCUCCUCCAUUCAGAUUAUGUCUUGAAAACAGAAUAAAGCGUAACUUACAUCA